Sitodiplosis mosellana (orange wheat blossom midge) is the source of this 1287-nucleotide messenger RNA. Its product is annotated as gastrula zinc finger protein XlCGF57.1-like. The record is from RefSeq and is a predicted model, not a curated record. Bases 4 to 1251 code for a protein of 415 amino acids. Lineage: Eukaryota; Metazoa; Arthropoda; Insecta; Diptera; Cecidomyiidae. The transcript has a single exon.
GAUAUGGAUCCAGGCGAAGGUACUUCAGAUGGCCGUGUGCAACGUAAGCCGGGCAGCGUUGCGGUCGAAAUCAAGCAAGAGCCAGACAUUAAAGAUGAACCGUCGAAUGGCAUUAAAUUUGAUUUGAUGACACGUCCAAAUGGAUGGUUUGAAGGCGAUGCAGCCACAGCGACAGCGACAUCGAACAUCGAAUCGAAACGCGAAUCAGAAAGUGAUUUUAUCAUCGACUUUGAUUUGAAUGAUGUGAAAAAGGAAGUGAAGUGUGAAGAAGAGAAGCCAGAAAAAGGAAAAGAAAAUGCUUCGUCAAUGGGCUGGAGCUCAGAUGCAGCCGAACCGAAUGCUCUUGACGGUCAAGACAAUGAACAAAGGGAUGGAUCAGAGGCCGGUCACAGACGUCCCAAUGCGAACGGCAAAGGAAAGAAACGCGAUGGAUCGAGAAAGCAGAACAGACGAAAGAUUCCGAGGAAUAAGGCGGCGAAGAAACGAAAGGAGCACAAGUGUCAUGUGUGUGGUUAUGUUACAUCGUAUAAAGGUCAACUCAAUGCACACAUUCAUAGUCACACAGGCGAAAGGCCAUACAAAUGUGAUCAAUGUUCAAAAAGCUUCACAUUCAAAUGUAAUUUAAAUCGGCACAAGCAAAUCCACAGUGGAAGCAAACCAUAUGAAUGUUCCGUUUGUGUCAAAACAUUUACACACAAAAAUAGCUUGUAUUGUCACGUGCGAACUCACACUGAUGAUCUGGCUCAUUCUUGUUCGAAAUGUGGUCAUCGAUUUGCCGGAGAAGAGGCCAAACAACUACACGAGAAGAGCUGCAAGCGACGUCGUUUCGAAUGCUAUCUCUGCGAAUUGAAAUGUUUUGUCAAAAGCAGUCUCAAACGUCAUAUGCAAGCAAAACACACCGGUGAACGUCGAUUUCAAUGCAAAGUCUGUAAAAAGCGAUUCACCCAGAAAGGUACACUCAAUCGACAUUUGGCACAGCAUCGCGAUCAGUUUCCAUUUGUAUGCAUCAAGUGUGGUCGAGGAUUUUCAACAGAAGGCGAUAAAACGGCACAUGAGAAGAUCUGCGGUCGUCGUCAACAUCAGUGUUACGUGUGCAAGGUGUUUAAGCUGCAAAAUUCCAAUUUACGCAAUCACAUGCGAGUCCAUCAUUCAGGUGAAAAGCCAUUCAGCUGCAAGUGGUGUAGUGUACGUUUUGCAAACCAAAGCAACCGCAACAAACAUAUGAAGACAUGUUAUCUUUUAAGGAAAUAAGAAAGUUCCAUCAUCUGCUGCGGUCAUCAUUCGAUU